AUGGAAGAAUAUGCAAGUACAAACUCACCCUCUUCUCUGUCUAAUGGACAAGAAAAACUUGUCAUUGGUCUUGGAGAAGACAAAGUUAUCUACAGCUUCUCUUCCUCAACUCAUUUCCUACCAGAGCUUGAAGAAAACAAAUUUUUAGAAUUGUCAGUGAAAUUUUAUUUGUCUAAAUUUCUCAAAGACUGCAACCAAAACAAGAAAAAAGAGCUCUUUUCAGCAUUCUGCAUCUCAGUUAACCAAAAAUUUCCCCCAGAAUCAAUCCUAAGAUGUCAUAGAUUACCUUCAGGAGAUGCUAUCCUGAUUCCUAAAGAAAAAUCAAUACAACAAGAUUUACUGAAUCAAAUCACAUAUGAAUUAAAAUACAAAGGAAGAGACAUCAUGAUACCAAUCGGAAUCUUAUGACUAGGUGGUGAAAUCAACUACAAUAGGUAUCGGAUUAAUUUUACAUUACCUCCUGGAAUAUCGAUUGAGGAAACAAUUAAAUCAUUAAAGCAAAUCUGCGAUAUAAAAGAAAUAAUUAUGAAUAACACAAUACAAAAUGAAGGCAAGUUUCACAGUCUUAAUUUUAUACCAGAAGCAAAAUACACAAUAUAUGCUGAAUUUAAUUCACUAGAGCAAGCAUUAGAUCUCACAGAUAUAUUGAAAAUAGGAAAUAACUCAGUAUGAUUAAAUCACGCAGGAACAAUGCAAUGCAACACUUGUAACGAAAUCGGACACCUUGAAUCAAACCACGAUAAAAUUAUUGAAAUCAGAGAAAAAAGAAAAAGAAUUAAGCAAUCUAAGAAAGUCAAGAAAGGUUCAAGAAAUUUAAAUUUAAUCGAUCAAAAAUACUUAGUCUCUGAUAAUAAAUAUGAAAACAACUUAAAAACACGCAAGAUCUCAACAAUUAAGCCACCCAAAAAAAACAUUCAUCCUCCUGUUAAAACUCAGAAUAAUGAACCAGUUAAUGCCUACAACUAUGAUAUCAAGACAUAUAUUCCUCUAAAGAAGAGCAUCAUAAAGCCGAUAGAAAUCAUAGGAAGAACUAUUCUAAAAGAAAAUCACAAAAAUACAAUCAAAAAAAUUUUUAUAAUUAAAAAGACUCCAGCAAUAAGGAAAAAUGAACCAGAAAGAGAAGAUGUAAAUUGAAAGCUUAUUAAGGAAUCCUCGCAAUCCUAUAAUGAAACUGCUUCCAAAUCUCCAAAACUUUCUCCAUCAUCAGAAAUAAAUUCAUCCACUUUGAUGACAGAUUUUCCUGAAAUAAACGUUUCUAAAAUCGAAAACCCAUUCUUACAUAAAAAAGAAAAGAAAGAAAAACUGAUAGUUGAACCCUUGAUUUCAAUUUAUAACACCCAAAAUAAGAAAAAGUUUGAAAAUCCUUUCAUCAAUAAAGAUGAAAAAGAAAUUUACAAAAAUAAAAAGAUACAAAUACUAGAGAGCAGAAUGUUCCAAGAUAUGAUUAGACCUCUAUGCACAAUUCUCUUUAUUGAAGCAUCUGAUAAUCUCACAGAUCCAAAAAAAUGAUUGAAAAUAACCCAUUCUCCCUUAAGAAAAAAUAAUGUCCUACCCGUUCAAGUUGAAGAGGAAAUUAUAAUUCCAAAUCCAAGAAGAUUGUGCGAAAAAAUAAUAAGAAAAAAUUUUGGAUUCAUCAACAUUUCAGGAAUUGGAAAAGACGAUCUAUCACGAAGACAAUUAAGAAAUGUUAUGAUCGAAAACGAUAUUACUAUCUUAGGAAUAGCUGAAACUUGAUUAAAAGAUAAAGUUUAUAUUGAUGGUUUUGUGUGAAUAGGUAAUAAUGGACCUAUAGUAGGCUACAGAGGAUCAGGUGGAACUGGCUUAUUAAUUCAUAAUUCACUGGCAAAUGAAAUAACUUGAAUUGAAACUAAUAACCAUAGAAUAACUGCAGCAAAGAUAGAAGAUUUUUUGAUAAUAUGCAUAUAUGCACCAGUACUUGCAAACCACGAAAAUGAAAAAUCAAUUAACGAAUAUAUGAACUGCAUCAUGAAUGUUCAAGAAAUAAUUCAAGCAAACAAAAAUGAUGCUAAUCAAUGUAUAUUACUUGGAGACUUCAAUGCACACAUAGAAGGUUACUUAUCAGAGAUAUAAAUGAUUUAGCUGGAAAAAAUAUUUAUCAAAUUUGUUAGAGACAAUGGUUUACAUAUAUUAAAUGAAACUUCUAUAUCAACUUUCAGAGGAAAUAA
Messenger RNA from Blepharisma stoltei, 2186 nucleotides. NCBI's taxonomy places the organism in Eukaryota, Ciliophora, Heterotrichea, Heterotrichida, Blepharismidae. The record is from the annotation of a GenBank genome assembly.